This is a messenger RNA of Odontomachus brunneus, 1377 nucleotides long. RefSeq names its product gem-associated protein 6-like. The transcript has 3 exons. The record is from RefSeq and is a predicted model, not a curated record. Bases 161 to 745 code for a protein of 194 amino acids. Lineage: Eukaryota; Metazoa; Arthropoda; Insecta; Hymenoptera; Formicidae. Gene Ontology annotation, cellular component: SMN complex; nucleus. Gene Ontology annotation, biological process: spliceosomal snRNP assembly; spliceosomal complex assembly.
GAUUCACACCGCGUCCAAUGUUUGGUCCUGGAAGCGCUGCAGAUGUUGACAGACGUUUUGCUGCAGACACAAGUUAGCGGCUAGCAGUCCAUGGUUAUAUAGUCAAAGCCUGAAUCAUAGUGAGAGAGAGAGAAACUUUAACAAUUUUGACAACUUAAGUAUGACCACACCAGAAGAGGAUGCAAAUUUUUCACAUAAAAUAUAUAAGAAUGACCCAAUUUUAUUUAAUAGUUAUGUUGGAAAAGAAAUCAAGAUAACGAUGAAAGAUGAAGAUGUUCACCAUGGUGUUGUUUAUACGAUUGAUCCAGUAUCAGAGAGUGUUGUGCUUCUGCAGCCUAAGAAAUCUACAACAUAUAGUUUGAAAAUAAUAUCUGGCCAUUCAAUUAAAAAUAUGAAAGUAACAUCUGAAGAGAAAAAGAUUGUGCCAGAGCUAUUUUUACCACCGUCUAUGAAAGUUUCUCAAGCAACAGUCAUUGAAAGAAAAAACACUAUUAAACAAUUAUUGCUGGAGAAUCGAUUUCCAAUUAAGGAAGAAGGUGAUAUUCUGAAAAUUGAAGAUACUGUAACGAUAGAACCUCCAUAUUAUCCAGAAAAUUGUACAUGUACUAACAGUAUUAUUUUUAAUAGAAUACAAAGCAUUUUAACACGUAGACAAAAUAAAAUUAUUCUUCAGAAUGUUCCAAUAUAUCUCCACAUGGAUAUGGUUUUACGUAAAAUUAAGUAUCAUUUUACAUGCAUAGAAUGAGAUACACAGAAGUAUAAUUCAAUUAAUCAGUUCUUUGUAAUAUAAUAAUAAUAUAUUUUACCAAAGGAGAGAGCAUUCGUUUUGCUAAUUACAAAAAUAGCUUUAUGAUUGUUAGGAAUGCAUAUACUGCAAAAUUCAGGAAUGUUAAAAACGGCCGACUAUUUUAUAAUGGAUAUGUCUCGUUCAUCUUCCAACGAUCGAUGCCGGCGUUAAGCUUCAAAAGAAGUCAUCUUCUAAUACAAAAUAGCUUCCCGCUUCGCAGAGCAAUAUUCUUGCUUAUGCGAUGCUAAUACACUUUAGGAAUGUGCUUAUUCUCUGGAAAGUAUAACUGUUUGACAUUACUUAUAUUUUUUUUAAUAUAGAAAUCUGUACGAUGUGAAAUAACGCAAAGAUUACGAAUAAUUCGAUAAGAAUAGAAUAUUCAUACGCGUUCAUACUUAUUUAGAAGUUGUGCUCGAAUUAACUGUUUUAUAGUACGAUUGCGUAAGCGUAUAAAAAAAACGCAGGUUUGAACAGAACAUAGUUGUUACGAUCAGUUUUUAUCGCAUCGUAAUAUUUAACACUAGACGUAAUUGAAUACAAUGUUUAUGCGAUGUAUAAUCUUUAUGUUAAAUAUAGCAUUGCUGACAUAA